UCGAUUAAUUUUCGUUUGUAGCAAGCAAUGGAGAGAAAAAGCAACGUCAAUCCUUUUCAAAAUCAUGACAUCCGCAUUGCAACCCCUCAAGGCCAAACUCCUACCAGGGUCCGUCGCUCUCAUUUUCCCAAAGAUUUUAUCUUUGGUGCGGGAACAUCAGCUUAUCAGAUCGAAGGUGCCUGGAAUGAAGAUGGUAAAGGAGAGAGUAAUUGGGAUCGUUUCACAUCGGAUAAUCCUGGCAAAAUUCAAGGUUGUAGCGAUGGGCGUUUGGCUAUUGACCACUACCAUCAGUGGAAGAAAGACGUGACUUUGAUAAAGAAAAUAGGUUUGGAUUCUUACAGAUUUUCGAUUGCAUGGACGAGAAUAUUGCCAGGAGGAAGAUUAAGUGCUGGAGUAAGCAGAGAAGGAAUUAAUUACUAUAAUGAUCUCAUAAAUUUACUCUUGAUCGAAGACAUUACACCUUGUGUAACCAUCUUUCACUGGGAUGUUCCCCAGUGUUUGGAAGACGAGUAUGGUGGCUUCUUAAGCCCUCAAAUUGUGGAAGAUUUUGCUGAUUUUGCUGAGAUUUGCUUCUGGGAAUUUGGUGAUAGAGUGAAACUAUGGAUCACAUUGAAUGAGCCAUGGAGCUUUUCUGUUUCUGGAUAUGCGUUAGGUAAUUUUGCACCUGGUCGGGGUCCAACAAAAGAUGACCCUGUAACAGAAAUUGUCCAUCGUCAUAGAUGCAAUGUUGACGGUCCAAUUGUUUGCAACGAUGGAGAUCCAGGCACAGAACCAUAUAUUGUUGGCCAUCAUUUGAUCCUUUCUCAUGCAGCAGCAGUUGACAUAUACAAGAAAAACUUUCAGAAAAUUCAAGGAGGCAAGAUAGGAAUCACAAAUGUCACAGCAUGGUAUGAGCCACUCAAUAACACAACAGUUGAUAAAGAGGCUGCUUCAAGGGCAGUUGAUUUUGCGUUGGGAUGGUAUGUUGCUCUGCCCAGUUUAUUUACAAUGAUUGGCCAAUUCUUAUUUAUGAGAAUUCAGAGAAAUAUACGUGGCAAUUACGUCUUCAAGAAAUCAGAGUACUUAGAGCUCAUUCGGCUGGACUUCUAA
Molecule: messenger RNA, 1089 nt
Organism: Olea europaea var. sylvestris
Lineage: Eukaryota; Viridiplantae; Streptophyta; Magnoliopsida; Lamiales; Oleaceae
Product: raucaffricine-O-beta-D-glucosidase-like
Exons: 8
Coding region: 28-1089 (353 amino acids)
Biological process (GO): carbohydrate metabolic process
Molecular function (GO): beta-glucosidase activity
Source: RefSeq, a predicted model, not a curated record